Messenger RNA from Vidua macroura (Pin-tailed whydah), 1960 nucleotides. It is a transcript of the gene RRM2, whose product is annotated as ribonucleotide reductase regulatory subunit M2. Gene Ontology annotation, molecular function: ribonucleoside-diphosphate reductase activity, thioredoxin disulfide as acceptor. The record is from RefSeq and is a predicted model, not a curated record. The transcript has 10 exons. The coding region runs from base 18 to 1211 and encodes 397 amino acids. Gene Ontology annotation, cellular component: cytosol. NCBI's taxonomy places the organism in Eukaryota, Metazoa, Chordata, Aves, Passeriformes, Viduidae. Gene Ontology annotation, biological process: deoxyribonucleotide biosynthetic process.
CCGCCGCGCUUUCAGCCAUGCUCUCCGCCCGCGCUCCGCUCGCCGCCCGCCACGACCAGCCCCAGGUGUCACCCAAGAAGAGCCAGUCUCCUAUGAAGAGUCUGUCGCCCAUGAAAGGCUUGGCGCUGAGCAACAAGGAGAACACGCCCCCCACGCUCAGCAGCGCCCGAGUGCUGGCCAGCAAGACGGCCCGCAAGAUCUUCCAGGAGGGCGACGGCAAUCGGGUGCCGCGGGGCGUGGAGGAGGAGGAGCCUCUGCUGCGGGAGAACCCCCGCCGGUUCGUCAUCUUCCCCAUCCAGUACCACGACAUCUGGCAGAUGUACAAGAAGGCCGAGGCCUCCUUCUGGACGGCGGAGGAGGUGGACCUUUCCAAAGACCUCCAGCACUGGGAGUCCCUGAAGCCUGAGGAGAAGUACUUCAUUUCUCAUGUCCUCGCCUUCUUUGCUGCCAGUGAUGGCAUUGUCAACGAGAACUUGGUGGAGCGGUUCAGUCAAGAAGUACAAAUCACAGAAGCUCGUUGUUUCUAUGGCUUCCAGAUUGCCAUGGAAAAUAUACAUUCAGAAAUGUACAGUCUCCUUAUUGACACCUACAUUAAGGAUUCAAAGGAGAGGGAAUUUCUUUUCAAUGCUAUUGAAACGUUGCCAUGUGUUAAAAAGAAGGCAGAUUGGGCCAUGUGCUGGAUUGGGGACAAGAAAGCAACAUAUGGAGAACGUGUAGUUGCCUUUGCAGCUGUGGAAGGGAUCUUCUUUUCUGGCUCUUUUGCAUCAAUUUUUUGGCUGAAGAAAAGAGGAUUAAUGCCUGGACUCACUUUUUCUAAUGAACUCAUCAGUAGAGAUGAGGGUUUGCACUGUGAUUUUGCCUGCCUCAUGUUCAAGCACUUGAUACAUAAACCAUCAGAGGAAAGAGUAAAGGAAAUCAUCAUGAAUGCUGUUCUCAUAGAACAGGAAUUCUUGACGGAGGCACUGCCUGUAAAGCUGAUUGGCAUGAACUGCACUUUAAUGAAACAGUACAUCGAGUUUGUGGCAGACCGGCUUAUGUUGGAGCUGGGAUUUAACAAGAUAUACAAAGCAGAGAAUCCUUUUGACUUCAUGGAAAACAUCUCUCUGGAAGGCAAGACGAAUUUCUUUGAGAAGCGAGUAGGUGAAUAUCAGAGGAUGGGAGUCAUGUCGAAGCCCACAGACAACUCUUUCACCCUGGAUGCGGAAUUUUAAGUGACCUGGAACCAUGUGCAUUAAUGUGCAUCCUGCCCUGCUUACAGGGAACACUCAGUGUGCUGAGUCAGAGUGUGACUUGAAUCCUGUACUGAAAUCCCACUCUUGUAAAGUGUGGUGAUACUGGUAUACUUUAGAAGGCUGCUGUAGCUCCAGCAGUAAAACCCCUUUUAAUUAGAUUUUACCAAUGGUGUUAAUGCAUAGGAUGCUCAGGUGUAUCUUACAGCACAUGCUGCAAGGUGGGAGGUUGUGGGCACUGACCCCUGGCUUCUGCUGUUCUCACCAUAAACAGGAACAGUUAGAAAAUUCCAGUUGUAAAUUUGUUGAAUAGUCCGUAGAAAACUCUGGAGGCAACUACAUUAUGACCUCACUGCUUUUUUAGCAGGUUUUAAGUUUACCAUUUUUACUAUUUUAAUAGUUUGUACAUAAACCUGGCACUUUAAUGUUUAAAAUAAACAACUGUCUUGUAAUAUUCAACAACAGUAAAAUGCAUGUCAAAAUUUUUUGCAGUCUAACCUUUUAUGACUUGUGCUUCUUUUUGGAUAUGUAAUUUAAAAUGGUGCUAUGAAUUAAACUAUUCAUCUUAAAAUAUAUCAAGGAACAGGAAGAAACUUGGUAUGAAAGAUGAAGAACUAAAUUGGAUAUUCUGGGUACUGAAAAACAAGAUGCAGCUGACUUGUGGACUUGAUUGCUUUUUCUUUAAUACCUGGGAACAGUAUUUCAUGUAAUAAAGAGCUGGUUGGACUCAG